UUCUAAUCACUCUGAGAGAACAUAAAGAAAAUUCUUGAGAUUCUUUCGAAGAUCAGCUAAACCGCAAAAUUUCCCCUCUUUUUUGACUUUAAAAUUAAUUUACACUUGAGAGAAAAUUAUCUGGUUCGUUUUUGCUGCACUCCGCGGGCUUCCCUAAUUGGAUAAGAUAUCUCGGAAAUCAGAUUCAAGUCAGUCAGUCACUAAAAUGAGCUACUUGCGAUUGGACUCUCUCCCGGACCCAGGGAAUCGCUACGAGCUUGGGGAAGUGAUUGGCAAUGGAGUGUGUGGAAAGGUUUACCGAGCCAUCGAUACUCAGGUUAAUGGCAGGAGUGUGGCAAUUAAAGUUCAAUCCUAUGAUAAAGAAUUGAGAAUCCACAUCGAUGAGGAAUAUAGAGUCUUACGGGACUUCUCAAAUCAUCCGAAUUUACCACAAUUCUAUGGUGUUUAUAGGAAGAGGGUUCCUGGAGGCUCGGAUGAGAUUUGGUUUAUUCUGGAACUCUGUGAAGGAGGACCUGUUAUUGAUCUUGUUCGCCGUUUGGAUACUCUUGGGAAACGCUUGACUGAAGAGCAAAUUGCUUACAUUCUACGAGAAGUGGCUAAAGGCAUUUUAUAUCUUCAUUCCAAGCACAUUGUUCACCGCGAUGUCAGAGGAUCCAACAUUCUCUUGACCCAUGAAGGUGAAGUGAAAUUGUGCGAUUUCGGACUCGCCAGGGACAUCAAGACAACUCUUGGGAAGAGAGGAACCAACAUAGGCUCGCCGAACUGGAUGGCCCCGGAGAUAUUCUCUGGCAGCAGGAUCGAUGAUGAGGUGUAUGGGAGUCGUUGCGACGUGUGGGCUUUGGGAAUAACUGCCAUUGAAUUGGGAGAUGGAAAUCCUCCCUUCAAAGAUAUGCAUCCCACGAGAGUGAUAUUCCAGAUCAUGAGGAAUCCUCCACCAACUCUCUACCGUCCAGCCAACUGGAGCCAGAACUACAAUGACUUCAUCUGCGAGUGCCUUGAGAAGAAUCCUGAACAUCGUCCUUUUAUGGUGGAAGUCAUGGAGCAUCCUUUCUUCACUGAAUUGCCAGAAAAUGACUAUCACUUGUCACAGGAAUUGAAAGUGCUUCAGCAGAAUGUAGAACCGAGAAUUUUGGCAGAUCUUCCGCAAGAGAUAUCGAUUUUUAAUAAGUGCAUGAAGAAGUACGGUGCAAAGCCUGUAAAAAUGUACGUCGAGGAUUUGUCAGCAAUGGAAAGGCUUACUGAGGAAUCCAUUCUAAAUGAACUCCACUGUCGACUAAACGAUGGCCACUCGUACACGUUCGCAGGUGAUGUUCUUAUUUCUAUAAACUCCAACGAUUUAUCAAUCGACUAUCCCACGAGUUUUCAUAGCAAAUACAAGUUCAAGUGUCGUUCUGACAAUGCUCCACAUAUUUUCGCGGUUGCUGACAAAGCCUAUCAAGACAUGCUUCACCAUGAAGAUCCCCAACACAUAAUCCUGGCUGGGGAAAGCUUUUCUGGCAAGACUACAAACUACAAGCUUGCUCUCAAGCAACUCAGAUUUUUGGGAGAGGGGAAUCGCGAUAUCGCCGAAAAGGUUAUGAAAGCCUCAACUAUCGUCGAAGCGCUGACUCACGCAGGAACACCUACUAAUUCCAAUUCUACAAGAUGCAUUGUCCAGAAUCAGGUGACUUUCGGCGCCACGGGCAAGUUGAGCGGAGCAGUCUACAAUGUUUUCCUGCUAGAGAAAUCCAGAGUCUCCGCGAUUGACAUGACCCAAAGCAAUUUUCACAUAUUCUACUACUUCUACGACGGAUUGGCUUCACGCACUCGCCUGGGGGAGUUUAUGCUCGACUGCGGAAGGAAAUAUCGUUACUUGAGGAUUCCUGACAUCGCCGGAAACUGCAAAAGCACCCAAAUCCGGGACGACGUGGCGGGAAAUGCGGAGAAAUUUGCUGAAAUUGAGCAGUGCCUGGUUGAUUUUGGGCUGUCUGAAGAGCAGUUAACCUCUUUCUGCUGCAUUCUCGCGGCUAUUCUGCUCCUGGGUGAAUUGAACUUCCGGGAAGAGGAGGGUGUCGGCGAGCUUGAGAAUGUCGAGAUGGCGGCCAGGGUGGCCCGUCUGCUUAAAGUGGAGGAGAAGAAGUUUGUCUGGGCGCUGCAGAACUACUGCGUUGUGGAGAAAGGCUCAGCGGAAAGGAGGAGACAUACCGGAAAUGAAGCGCGCGAUGCUCGAGACGUUCUCGCUGGAGCGCUGUAUUCGCGACUUGUGGACUGGAUUGUCAACAUCCUGAAUCAUCAACUUACCAUCUCGCGAGCGAUUUUUGGUGACGCUCACUCAAUCACCCUAUUGGACAUGUUCGGCUUCGAGUGCUUCCCGCGGAAUCGUAUGGAGCAGCUCUUCGUGAACUGCUUCAACGAGCAGAUGCAGUACCAUUUUAAUCAGAGGAUGUUCGUCUGGGAGAUGAUUGAGCAGGAGGAGGAGCAGAUUCCUGUGAUUAAUUUCCGCUUCUACGACAACAAGCUGGCAGUGGAUCACGUCAUGGCCAAACCGCACGGACUUAUGACUUUCCUGGAUAACGCCUCCAGAUCCCGGCUGAGCCAUGACUUCAUCACGAACGCCAUCAACUCACGAUCCAGUCAGUUCGUCCGCCGCGUGACUCCAAACGAGUUCUCCCUGGCACACUACACAGGCCGCGUGACCUACGAUGCCAGAGACUUUCCGGCCAAGAACAGGGACUUCCUGCCGCCUGAAGUCGUGGACACUUUGAGAGCAUCUGUGAAUACGAUUGUGAAGACUCUCUUCACCAAUCAACUCACAAAGGCAGGCAAUCUCACGAUGCCCUUCGACGAAACUCAGCUGAACGUAUUUGGUGACCUGAGGCAGAGCAAAAGGUCAAAAUGGGGAGUCGCUCUCGUCAACGAGAGGCAAAUUAAAACAAAGAAAAUCAACACGUUGUCGCAUGGGGCGUACUCGCAAGUUCAUCAAAUGCGAACACUGGCAUCUGUUUUCAGACACACUUGCCUGGAAGUCCUUCGAUCUUUAGCUGUCGCGUCCACAAGUUGUGGCGUGCAUUUCGUGCGCUGCAUUAGGGCGGACUUGCAAAGCCAGCCCAGGGGCUUUCAGCCUGACAUGGUGAGACAGCAGCUGAGAGCGAUGGCUGUAGUGGACACGGCUAUCGCCGGCCAAAAGGGCUUUCCCUACCGCAUUCCAUUCCCUGAGUUCUUGCGGCGCUACAAGUUCCUCGCCUUUGACUUCAACGAGAACGUGGACAUGACGCGGGACAACUGUCGUCUUCUGCUGGUGCGACUCAAGAUGGAAGGCUGGGCCAUAGGCAAGACAAAGGUGUUCUUGAAAUACUACAACGUGGAAUUCCUCGCACGCCUGUAUGAAUCGCAAGUGAAGAAGAUCGUGAAGGUCCAGGCGAUGAUGAGAACAUUUCUCGCCAAGCGGAAUUUGGCUAGCAAAUUGAAAAAGUUACACCAUCAAGACUCAGUGGUGCCGUGUCAGCAGCCCGACGUGGAGAAAGCUGCUCUGUUCAUCCAGAAAGCUUAUCGUGGGUACAUCGUGAGAAAGCAAUAUGGACCCUUGAUUUGUGCAAAGACCGGCAAAAUUGACGCCUCCACAGCGGAUUUCGUGAAGGGUUUUGCCCACCGUUGGCGCUCAAAGUCAGUGUACCAAAUUCUGCUGCAGUAUCGCGCAGCCCGGUUCCAGGAUCUCGUGAACUUCUCCCAGCAGGUUCACAUCUUCAAUCAACGUCUCGUGGUGGGUGUCACUCUCUGCGCUAGCUGCGUUUUGCUGGAGCGGGUGGAUCCCAAGGAGACGGCGAAGAGUCUCUUGGGCAUCCGAAUGCCAGCCGUGUGGAAGCUCCCCUUUCGCUUGGACGACAUCCCCUUCUUCGACACAUCCUUCAUGUGCCACCCUGGGGGACAAAUGGCCCCACUUUCCGCGGAUUCGGAUGACGAGGCAUGGGACGCACCAAUGAAGCGUCGCACCAAUUUGUCAGCCGAAAUAGCGUCCGCCACCCACAGCGCCUUCGUGGACUCCGGCAUCCCGGCUGCUCAACUCUCGUACGGACUAAAGAGCAAUUCCAUCCUCAAUGAGCCCUUCUGUCGGGAAUUUACCAGUACUCCACUGAAGAGACGUGCUCCUCAGCCACCAACAAUACCACACUCACCCAGCAGCUCUCCUCCAGCUCGCUCUUUGACUCCCUACAAGCAUAUUAGCGUGGGUGAAAUGCUUGGAAAGUUUGAUGAUAGUGUGUUAAUGACGGGACGAAGUGUGGCGUAUAAGAAGCGACAAGCUCCUCAACCACCAAUCGAUAUAGCCAACGGACACAGUUCCAUCCCAAGAUCUGAAUCAGGAGCAUCAGAUUUGGAACAAAGAUGUAAUGUGGUGGAUUAUUCGCUAAGGAAAAUUGAUCCAGUGCGUGAAAUGAAAAUGCUCGCCGAGAGAAACAACAUGGAGGAGGAAGAGGACAAACCACCAUUCAACUUCCAGGGAAUGCUGCGGAAGACGGUCUAUAAUCGAGCAUCAAUGAAGCGCUCCACAGAGGGUAAGAUGUCCCUUCCUCAGGAGGAAUACCAUCAGACAAAUGGAAGUGUAUCUCCAACAAAUAACGUUGUGUUUGAGAGUCGUGUGUUGUCGCGUCCGAAGUCUUCGCAGGGCAUUCUAGAUGACAAUUUGAAUGAUUCUCUGAGUCCCAGUUCUAGCCAACGCUUGAGAAAACUCUCCUUACAGCAGGAAAAUCUUCUGAUUAUGGGCGAUUCCAAUGAGAACCAUCUUCAGACUCUUGGUGAGUAUAUUUGUGAAGAGAUUGCACCCGGAAUCAUUCUCGAAGGUUAUGCUGAUGAAGUUUGAACUUAAAACAACUUGCCCUAUUUAUUUAAUAGAAAUCAAUUCCACAUUAUUUAUGUUCUCACGAGUUAUUGUUUCUCGCCAGAAACACAUACGGUGAGCAAAAUAUAUAAUAAAUUAUGAUAUAUGUGA
This is a messenger RNA of Phlebotomus argentipes, 4963 nucleotides long. It is a transcript of the gene ninaC, whose product is annotated as neither inactivation nor afterpotential protein C. NCBI's taxonomy places the organism in Eukaryota, Metazoa, Arthropoda, Insecta, Diptera, Psychodidae. Gene Ontology annotation, molecular function: protein binding; protein tyrosine kinase activity; ATP binding. The record is from RefSeq and is a predicted model, not a curated record. Bases 206 to 4834 code for a protein of 1542 amino acids. Gene Ontology annotation, biological process: protein phosphorylation. The transcript is spliced from 11 exons. Gene Ontology annotation, cellular component: myosin complex.